This is a messenger RNA of Cornus florida, 3612 nucleotides long. RefSeq lists its product as uncharacterized. The record is from RefSeq and is a predicted model, not a curated record. NCBI's taxonomy places the organism in Eukaryota, Viridiplantae, Streptophyta, Magnoliopsida, Cornales, Cornaceae. Gene Ontology annotation, molecular function: aspartic-type endopeptidase activity. Gene Ontology annotation, biological process: proteolysis. The coding region runs from base 1 to 3612 and encodes 1203 amino acids. The transcript has a single exon.
AUGGCGGAGCUAUCAGACGUGACUGGCACCCAAGAGGAGACUCUACGUGGAAAGGAAACAAAUCCCCUUCCAGGCGGAGUGAGGACGAGGGCUAGGUCGAAGGACAUCAUGGCGGGCUUAGAGGCACGUGUGGCAAUGAUGGAGGGGUCCAUAGCCAACGUGUUGGAGCAGCUUGAGGAUGCUCACCAACGCAUGGAUGGGCUGGAGUCGGAGGACGUUGAGGUCCAGAAUGCUGUCAAAGGGUCACUCAAUGCCCUAAGUGGUGACUUUCGGCAGGAGCUCCAAGCACUUCGAGAACUUAUGUUAGGGGAGUUUGCCACCCUACGUGGCUAUGUUGAUCAGGAGCUUGGCACUUUCCGCGAGCAAGUGGAGGAAAUGCGAGCGGACUGGACAUUGUGCAAACGGGCGGUGGCGUCCGGCACAGCUACUACGGGGGUAGUAGCACCCCGGGUUGAUAUUCCCAAGCCUAAGUGCUAUGGUGGGAACCGGGUAGCGAGGGAGUUGGAGAACUUCCUCUUUAGCAUGGAGCAAUACUUUGAGGCUACAGGCAUGACCAAUGAGACCAUCAAGAUACGCACGGCGACCCACUACCUCACCGACCAUGCCAUGCUAUGGUGGAGGAAAAAGUAUGGUGACAUAGGCAAAGGUACGGUCUCUAUUGAUACUUGGGCUGAUUUCACUAGGGAAAUUAAGAAACAUUUCUAUCCUGAGAAUGCCGAGGAUGAAGCUAGGGGCAGACUCCGAAGGCUAAAACAGGUUGGGUCGAUUCGGGACUAUGUGAAGGAAUUCACUAACUUGACUCUUGAGAUCCCGGAUCUAUCCGACAAGGACUCUCUUUUCUUCUUCAUGGAUGGAUUGCAGUUGUGGGCUAAGACGGAGUUAAGGCGGCGCAACGUGCAAGACCUUGCCACAGCUAUUGCAGAGGCGGAGUCCUUUAUUGAUUUCAGCUCCAAGAAGGAACCCUCGUCCAAGCCAAAAGACAAAGACAAGGACAAGGGGAGGUAUGCCGGCAAAGGUGGGGGAGACAAGGGCGCUGCACCCCACAAGGAUUGGUCCCGUAAGCCAGGUGGUGGCCAUGGAGGCAAAGAGGGAAGGGAGAACAAGGAAGGAGCACCCAAGCCUAAGGGUUCUUGCUUCAUAUGUGAUGGACCACAUUGGGUACGAGAUUGCCCAAAGCGGAAGACCCUCAAUGCCAUGACGAGCCGUUAUGAAGAGCAACAACAGGAAGAGGCGCAGAUGGGUUCAUUGCAAAUCCUUAAUGCCAUUAAGGCUAAAACUGAAGUCCCUAAGGCGGCGGCUAAAGGGCUAAUGUUCGUGGAGGCGAGCAUCAAUGGGACACCCACACGUGCUUUGGUGGACACGGGUGCAUCCCAUAACUUUGUGAGCCUUGACGAGGCCAAGAGAUUGGGCCUCAAGUAUAGCAAAGAAGGGGGCUCCAUGAAGGCAGUUAACUCGGCGGCAAAGGCCAUACAUGGCAUGGCACACGGCGUCCAAGCAUGCAUUGGCGAGUGGGGUGGCCACAUAGAUCUAUCGGUGGUACCCAUGGACGACUUCAAACUAGUCCUUGGGUUGGAGUUCUUAGACAAGGUGAGAGCCUUCCCCAUCCCCUUUGCUAACACUAUGUGUAUUAUGGAAGGCAACACAGCAUGCAUGGUGCCAGUGGAGCGAGGCGCCAAGUUGGAAGCCCAAGCUUUGUCAGCUAUGCAGUUCAAGAAGGGCUUCAAGAAGGGAGAGACUAGCUACCUUGCUACGUUACUGGAGACACCCGAAGAUGAGCUAGUCCCUUCCCCACAAGAAGAGGUGCCUAAGGAGAUACGAGCCGUGCUAGACGAGUACACGGACGUGAUGCCUAAAGAGCUGCCCAAGAAGCUUCCACCUAGGAGGGAGGUGGAUCAUAAGAUUGAGCUGGAACCGGGUUCUAAACCCCCUGCUUUGGUGCCCUACCGGAUGGCACCCCCAGAGUUGGAGGAGUUGCGGAGGCAACUUAAGGAACUGUUAGAUGCGGGCUAUAUUCGACCAUCGAAGGCCCCAUAUGGUGCACCGGUGUUGUUCCAGAGGAAGAAGGAUGGGUCCUUGCGCAUGUGCAUCGACUACCGGGCACUCAACAAGGUGACUAUCAAAAAUAAGUACCCCAUUCCUCUCAUUGCCGAUCUCUUUGAUCAGCUUGGUGGAGCACGCUACUUCACUAAGCUUGACUUGCGCUCGGGGUACUACCAGGUGCGGAUAGCGGACGGGGAUGAGCCUAAGACUACGUGUGUAACGAGGUAUGGCUCCUAUGAGUUUCUUGUUAUGCCGUUUGGCCUCACCAAUGCACCUGCUACUUUUUGUACUUUGAUGAACAAGCUCUUCCAUCCCUACUUGGAUCGCUUUGUGGUGGUGUACUUGGAUGAUAUUGUUGUGUAUAGCACCACUCAAGAGGAGCACGUGCAGCACUUGAGGGCGGUCUUCCAAGUCCUACGGGAGAACGACCUAUAUGUGAAGAUGGAGAAAUGCUCAUUUGCCCAAGAGGAGGUGUUGUUCCUAGGGCAUAAGAUACGGGAUGGCAAGCUGAUGAUGGAUGAGGCAAAGGUGAGGGCCAUUCAAGAGUGGGAGCCGCCCACUAAGGUGACAGAGCUACGCUCAUUCCUUGGGCUUGUCAACUACUACCGCCACUUUAUCAAGGGUUACUCGGCGAGAGCAGCCCCAUUGACAGACCUUCUCAAGAAGGCACGUGCUUGGAGUUGGACAGAGUCGUGCCAGGGGGCAUUUAAUGACUUGAAGAGGGCAGUAACGGAGGAGCCGAUACUUAGCUUGCCCGACCACUCCAAGCCAUAUGAGGUGCACACGGAUGCAUCAGACUUCGCUAUUGGGGGUGUGUUGAUGCAGGAAGAACACCCCAUAGCUUAUGAGAACCGCAAGCUUAAUGACACUGAGCGGCGCUAUACUGUGCAAGAGAAAGAAAUAACGGCGGUCAUCCAUUGCCGACGUACUUGGAGGCACUACUUGCUCGGGGCACAAUUUGUGAUCAAGACGGAUAAUGUUGCCACCAGCUACUUCCAGACACAGAAGAAGCUUAGCCCCAAGCAAGCUCGUUGGCAGGACUUCUUAGCGGAGUUCACUUACCAUUUCGAAUAUAAGCCGGGCAAGGCCAAUGUUGUGGCGGACGCACUUAGUCGCAAGGCCGAGCUCGCAGCUAUUAGUCGGCCCCAACACUCUCUUGUGGAGCGAAUCAAAGAAGGGUUGCAGCAUGACCCUCUAGCCAAAAGCCUUAUUCAGCUAGCUAAGGAAGGGAAGACUCGACGCUUUUGGCUAAGGGAUGAUUUACUUCUCACUACGGGGGACCGACUCUUUGUGCCCAGGUGGGGCAACUUACGGAAGGAGCUAAUACGGGAGUGCCACGACACCAAAUGGGCUGGUCACCCAGGUAUGCGGCGCACACUAGCACUCCUUGAAGAUUCUUACUAUUGGCCUCGGAUGCGAGAUGACGUGGAGACAUAUGUGAGGACUUGUCUUGUGUGCCAACAAGAUAAGAUUGAGCAACAGCAUCCUGCAGGCCUACUAGAGCCACUGCCUAUUCCAGAGAGACCAUGGGAGAGCGUCUCUAUGGAUUUCAUCACUUGCUUACCCAAGUAA